Molecule: messenger RNA, 1165 nt
Organism: Colossoma macropomum (tambaqui)
Lineage: Eukaryota; Metazoa; Chordata; Actinopteri; Characiformes; Serrasalmidae
Exons: 2
Coding region: 55-789 (244 amino acids)
Molecular function (GO): GTP binding
Source: RefSeq, a predicted model, not a curated record
UUAAAACCAACUCUAAAGGCACAAACUUCCAACCAUACCAUUAACGCGACAGUCAUGGCUUCCAGUGGUAGAGAACCGUGGCGUUUGGUCCUACUGGGCAAGACUGGGGUUGGCAAAAGCGCUACAGGUAACACCAUUCUGGGUGAGAAAGUGUUUGAGUCUGAAGCCAGAGCCACCUCUGUUACCACUUAUUGCUCAGAAAAAACAAAAGUGAUUGAUGGCCAAACUGUUACAGUCAUUGACACCCCUGGUUUGUAUGAUACAAACAUGACUGAAGAUUUUAUCAUCAAAGAGACUGUAAAAGGAGUCACGAUGGCUGCUCCUGGACCUCAUGCCUUUCUUCUUGUGAUUGAUGUGAGGCGUUUCACUGAAGAGGAGCGCGACACCGUCAGAAAAUUCCAAGAAAUCUUUGGUGAUGCAGUGCACAAGCACAUGAUUGUGCUGUUCACACGUGGAGAUGAUCUUGAGUAUGAAAACAAGACUGUGGAAGAUUUCGUAGAAGAUGCUGGACCUGACAUGGAACACCUGAUAUCUGCUUGUGGAGAGAGGUAUCAUGUGUUCAACAACAGGGAGAAGGACCGCUCUCAGGUGAAAAUUCUCUUCAAGAAGAUUGAGAAGAUGCUGAAGGCUAACAAUCACAGCUACUACAAUUAUAAGCUGUUUAAAAUGGCAACAUGUCUUAAAGAUGAGAAAGCAUCUAACAGAGAUAGAGAGAGGAGAAUAGCUGAACUGGAGUCUGAAUUGCGGGAACUGAAAAGGAAAAAUAGAUCUCUGUGUAGUAUACUGUAGUAGAAAUUAAUAAUAUUCACCUCCAGAAACGGAAGAGCAGAAAGAACAUAAUCUAAGCUGGUAUACACUCUGAAAAUUGUAUAUGUUUUACUGUUAUACCAUCUGUAAUAUUUCUUUUCUUUUUUUUUAAUCAUGAGAUGUGCUUAUAGAAAAACACACCUUUAAGAAUUGAAUGUUCCCAGCAUUCUGAUCUGUUCUGUCUUAUCUUAUUUCAGCAGAUGUUUUAGGCGACUAACAAAUAAACCUACUGCUGUAUAUGUGGGCAGUUGGUAUUGGAAGUGAAAAUCUGACUGUGUAUAUAAAAUAACUAUCAAUUUUAUCUUUGGAUUUUCUGAAAAAAAAUGUUAAAAUCUUUCAAUAAAACUAAUGCUACAUU